This is a messenger RNA of Fundulus heteroclitus (mummichog), 1591 nucleotides long. RefSeq names its product ETNK_euk domain-containing protein. Lineage: Eukaryota; Metazoa; Chordata; Actinopteri; Cyprinodontiformes; Fundulidae. Gene Ontology annotation, cellular component: cytoplasm. Gene Ontology annotation, molecular function: ethanolamine kinase activity. Gene Ontology annotation, biological process: phosphatidylethanolamine biosynthetic process. The record is from RefSeq and is a predicted model, not a curated record.
GCACAUUCAGAUGAAGACAUUUACAGAAGGCAUCACUAACCAGCUGAUUGGCUGCUACGUGGGCUCUCUGCAAGACUCCGGUUGUGUUCUAGUGCGGCUUUAUGGCAGAAUGACGGAGCUCUAUGUGAAUCGCCAUCGAGAGGUGGAGAUGUUCCAGGUCUUCCAUGCCCAUGGCUGCGGCCCUGCGAUCUACUGCACCUUCCAGAACGGCAUAUGUUAUGAGUUUGUCCAAGGAACUGUGAUGGAAGAUAAGCUACUGCAACAGCCGUCCAUCUACAGAUUGAUCGCAGCCGAGAUGGGAAAAAUCCACUCGAUCCAGCCAAAACGUGGCCGACCCAUGGAGCCUUUGCUCUGGACCAAGAUGUCUCAUUUCCUUACCCUGGUGAAGAGCGGCAUCGCAAGGACCGCCGAUGAGGAGGGGGGCACAAAAAGCUCUGCGGCUCUCCGAGAGAUGCCAAGCUAUGAGACUUUGAUGCUGGAGAUGGAGUCGCUGAAGAUACACCUCUCGCAGACGGACUCGCCGGUCGUCCUCUGCCACAACGAUCUUCUCACUAAAAACAUAAUCUACAACAGUCAAGAGGGGACAGUGAAAUUCAUCGACUACGAGUACGCUGAUUACAACUACCAGGCUUUCGAUAUCGGGAAUCACUUCAAUGAAUUUGCUGGAGUGACUGAUGUCGACUACAGCCUGUAUCCGAGCUGGGAGCUGCAGAGGGACUGGUUGACGGUGUAUCUGGAAAGCUACAAGCACAGCACGGGCCGUGAGGUCACAGUAUCAGACGCAGAAGUCAUGCGGCUCUACAUUCAGGUCUGCAAAUUCUCACUCGCGUCCAACUUCUUCUGGGGUCUUUGGGCCAUCCUGCAGUCCCGUUUCUCCUCUAUUGACUUUGACUUCCAAAGGUAUGCCAUAGCACGACUCAGCUACUACUUUGUGAGGAAAGAAGAAUAUUUUGGAUUAACUCUGGGAGAGUUAACCAAGUAGACUUUUGAAGAAAACAUUGAAAUGAUCGAAUCCAUCACUUUUUUAUAGGCUGCUAUGCUCAAUAAACUGUUGUUGAAAUGCAAAUGUAUGGAACUAGCCUAUAAAAGUGCUCUCCUUGUUUGUUAUUUCAGUCCAUAGGGAGAUUUAAUGUGUUUUGCUAUCACUGUGAUUUACUGAAUAUUUAUUUUACCACAGUCACUAUGCCGAUAAGCCCGUUUGGCAAAUUGAAACAAUGCUCAUGCCAGAAAAGCAUUAAUUGUUCCCACAGCCAAGUUGCAUAAAGCCACAAAAAUUGAGCCUGAUCAUAAAAACCAUAAGAGGGUUAUUUGUGGGCUUAUUGUGAGUGUACCACAGUUCUGACGGAAAACAAGUUUUCACAUCAGCUUAUUCUAAGUUAGAAGUUAUUUAGAAAUCUUUCUGUUUCAUAACAGCAUGCUGUAAAACUGAUGUCUGUAGCUAUUAGAAAGUUUGUAAAAUGAGUUAUUGAACAUUAUUAAAGCGUUCAAACUAGGGGUAACAUCUUAUAAUUCCUUGCUUGAUGAGCUAUAUGACCCCAAGCUGAUAGUUUAACAAAAAGUAAAUAACGCUGAACAUACUGAACACUUUAAA